This is a messenger RNA of Perognathus longimembris pacificus (Pacific pocket mouse), 2166 nucleotides long. RefSeq names its product PAT1 homolog 2 (gene Patl2). NCBI's taxonomy places the organism in Eukaryota, Metazoa, Chordata, Mammalia, Rodentia, Heteromyidae. The transcript has 15 exons. Gene Ontology annotation, cellular component: P-body. The coding region runs from base 348 to 1856 and encodes 502 amino acids. The record is from RefSeq and is a predicted model, not a curated record. Gene Ontology annotation, molecular function: RNA binding. Gene Ontology annotation, biological process: deadenylation-dependent decapping of nuclear-transcribed mRNA; P-body assembly.
UGUAAAAGUGAUGUACAGAGGGGUUACAGUUACAUAAGUCAGGUAUGAGUACAUUUCUUUUUGAACAUUGUCAUCCCCUAUCUCGUUUUUCCCUCUCAACCCCCACAAACUAUUAAUACCUAAUGUUGCUGAGCUAGUUUUUCUUUUUUUCUUCCUUUUGUCCAAGACUGGGAUUUGAACUUGGUAUCUGACACUCCCCACUCUCUUACAUACAAAGCUUUCCAUAGUGUCUUUCCUAGAACCUGUGAAUUUGUUACUUUUCAUGGCAUAAGGUUUACCUUCCAGAGGCUGACCAUGCUCUGCCAGCGGAGGGCACAGCCAAGGAGGGAGACUGCCAGCCUGCCAAGAUGAAACGCCUCGAAGGCCCACACAUGCGCCGCGGGCCAGGUAAGUUCUGUGGCUCCUGGGCUCCUGAGGAAGAACUGGAAUCUGCGAACCCAUUAGAAGAGAAGGAAGAGGACGACCGCUCAGAUCCGGAUCUUGUCCCAUUUCCAGAGCUGGAGGAGAGUGAUGUUGGGGAUCCAGCUGUACUUGUUGCCAUCCCCAAUACCCAGCCUGCACUUUCUAGUGCCAGCUCUCCAGCCCGGCACUUUGGACUCCGACAGCCUUCUCCCGACCCGUCUCUCUACUGUAGCCCACUGACCACAUGGCCUUCGAGGCUCAGCCUUCCCAGUCAUCUGACUCAGCUCCACCCUCAGCACAAACGGAUCUUGCAGCUGCAGCAGCAAACCCAAACAACAAGUCCCCCAGUCAAGAAGCCUUGGUCUCCGCAGCCAGACACUUUUGCUAGCCUCAUGACCCGCAAGGAGAAGGACUGGGUGAUCAAAGUUGAGAUGGUUCAGCUGCAGAGUGAGAACCCCCACUUGGAUGAUUAUUACUACCAGGAAUACUAUCGAAAGCUAGAGAAGAAGCAGGCCGAUGAAGAGCUACUUGGACAAAGGAACAGAAUUGAGACUUUCAAGCUGGUGACACCUUAUAUUCAGAAGGCAGAGGCUUAUGAGUCUGUGGUUCGAAUCGAGGGCUCCUUGGGCCAGGUAGCUGUAUCAACAUGUUUUAGCCCUCGCCGAGCUAUUGAUGCUGUAUCACAUGGAACUCAAGAGCAGGAAACCGGAGCUGCGAGCAGUCAGAGGCUUCGAGUAUUAUCCCGAAUUGAGAAGAUGUUCCUUCAGUUACUAGAGAUGGAGGAAGAGCAGAAGGAUGGGCUUCUACAGCCCUGCUUUUCUGGGCAGAAGAGCAACCAGGUUGAGAAGCUCUUUCAGGCCUUAAACAUUCAGGAGCAGGACAACAUGGAGGAGGCAACAGAUAGCUUCCUGCAGGUGCUCUCUGUGAAGAAGGGGAAAACCUUGGUGGCCAGGCUGCUCCCCUUUCUUCCCCAUGACCGAGCUGUUAGCCUUCUUCUGGCUAUUAUACGCCAUCUGCCCAUCCUUGUUCAGAGAGACAUGGCAGACCAGGCCCUACACAUGUUAUUCAAACCUCUGGGCAAAUGUAUUAGAAACUUGACCUUCCAUGAGCUUCUCCAAGGACUUCAGGGGCUAAUGUUGCUGCCAGUUGGCUCCUCAGAGCGUCGGAUUGCUGUGGUACUUCAGAACCAGUUUGGAAUAUCUUUGCUUUAUGCCUUACUGAGUCAUGGAGAACACCUGCUAUCCCAGGAUUCUUCCCUUGAACUCAACAGUGAUCACACAGCUUGGACAGACUUGGUGGUUCUGAUUGCCUGGGAGAUAGCCCGAAUUCCUGCAGCCUCCCUGGCAGAACCUCUAGCCUUUCCCAGCAACCUUCUUCCCCUGUUCUGUCACCAUGUGGACAAACAGUUGGUUCAACAACUGGAGGCCAGGAUGGAACUUGCCUGCAUCUCCUGAUCUGGAAUAUACGAGAAGUUUAAUCAUUAUACACCAAGCUAACUGAAUUGUCUACAGGGAUCCAGAGUCUGAAGACAUUGCAUAUGUCUUGAUAUUGGAGGAUCCUACCCAAACCAUUUUCAUAUCAUUUCCUUGAAAUCUAAAUGAUGUGCCUAAGAACAAAGUGUGGCUGAAGGUAUAAUUAAAGAGGAAAUUGAAUGGUAUUGCCAGAACUUCUUUGUAAAUUAGAUGUAAUGAAGUCCAUUGAGUCACUGUGUUGAGGAUGUCCCUAUUAUAAGCGAUGUCAUAUCUUAACAAAAACAUAACCUGG